This is a messenger RNA of Huiozyma naganishii CBS 8797, 708 nucleotides long. RefSeq lists its product as uncharacterized. The transcript has a single exon. The coding region runs from base 1 to 708 and encodes 235 amino acids. Gene Ontology annotation, cellular component: endoplasmic reticulum membrane; plasma membrane. Gene Ontology annotation, molecular function: FFAT motif binding. Gene Ontology annotation, biological process: endoplasmic reticulum membrane organization. The record is from RefSeq and is a predicted model, not a curated record. Lineage: Eukaryota; Fungi; Ascomycota; Saccharomycetes; Saccharomycetales; Saccharomycetaceae.
AUGUCCCAAGUAGAUAUCACCCCAGAUGUUUUGGAGUACAAACCUCCUCUGACGGAGCAAUCCACCGAGUACGUCACCAUAUCCAAUGGAUCUGACGAAGCCAUUGCAUUUAAAGUGAAGACGACAGCGCCGAAGUUCUACUGUGUGAGACCCAACGCGGCGGUCGUGGCUGCAGGUGAAACGGUACAGGUGCAAGUGAUCUUUUUGGGCCUGCCCGAGUCCCCCGCAAAGGACGCCAAGUGUCGUGACAAGUUCUUGGUGAUUACGCUUCCCGCGCCGUACGAUUUGGGCGAGAAGGCUGUCGCUGAGGCAUGGUCUGAUCUGGAGACUGAGUUCGGGAAGCAGGCCGUGUCGAAGAAGAUUAAAGUGAAGUACGGCCAUGUUGCUGCCCUCGUUGAAGGUAUAACGGGCAAGAGUGAAACUGCUGAGGACAAUAAGAAGGAGCAGAACUCACGAGACAGCCAAGUGGCUAACGCAGAAGAGGACGAGGAAGAGGAGGAGCCAAAGACUGCUGUUGAGGAGAGACAACCCCUCGCGAGAGAACAGAAGAGUCCAAAGGUCGUCAAAGAGGAGAAGACAUCGGCCUCUACAGGAAAUGUGCCUGAAGACAAUAAAGAAUCCAAGACCGUGGCCAACGCCGGAUCGAAUAUUGUGCCAAUAGCACUUGUUGUGAUAUUGGCCUUAGUUAUUCGUUGGUACUUCUUUUAA